AUGUCGUUAUCAAAACCAGCCAGAAAACCUCGGUCAAAGACCAUUGAAAAAUUGGAAGAACUAGUCACGUGUGCUGUGUGUCAUGAAUUGCUAAACAACCCCAAAGUAUUUCCAUGUCUUCACUCAUAUUGUUAUGAAUGUAUCGUGAAACUUUCCGAGCGUGAAUGUGGCUUGGAGUGCCCAGAAUGUCGUGCUCCAGUGAAGGUGAGAUCAUUUUCUGACCAUUGCUCUGUUUCAGUCAGGGUCUUCUUUAAGAGAGAUGACAGAUGGUUGUUCAUGGAAACAAAAAGUUUGCUGUAGUUUCAUAUGUAAACGCGGCAUAUAUUUUAAAAACUUAUUAAUAAUUUAUGUCACGUGAAGAAGCUUUGUAAUUAUACCUGAUAAAACUCAUCUUCAUUAGUAUUCUUGAUCUGUAUUACGCACGGGAAAUUGGUACCGCUUUCUGAAAAAAGGUAUCAAUUUCCCGUGCGUAAUACAAAAUGACUAAAAAACGGCAAACUUCGCAGGGCUAUAUUAUCCGCAUUUUACAUUAGUUCCAUUAGUAUUCUUUAUGUAUAAGAUAUUAAUGAGACAGUAUCCAUUGUAGUCGUGUUUGAAGCUAUUCAAAACACUUGUGGUUGUGUUUUAUCAUAUUUUUAUAAGAAAAAACACUAUAUGUGUGAUGAAAAGAACUGGACCAUCACGUUAGAGAUAUCUUUUUUCAGGUAGUUCAGACACAAACCACUACAGCUUAUUGUAGAAUACUAUAACCUACACUGCACCUCCACGUUUGGAAUAUGUUUUUCAGAUAGUUCAGACACUGCAGCUUGUUGUAGAAUGCUUUCUUCACUGGACCCUGCAUUAUGAAUAUCUUUUUCGUGUAAUUCAAAUAAACCCAUAGCAGCUUAUUGUAGCCACUACCUUAACUGAUUGUCAAUCAGGCUAUAUUUUUGCUUACUGUUCCAAUCUUGUCAUUAUAAGUCUGUAUAACAUUGAUUCAUUUUAGCAGAUCGGUAAUCCACCUGAUCUUUCCAUCCUACCAACAAAUUUCUUCGCCAACAACGUUUUAGCAACACUGAGUUUGAGCGACAACGACGAUGCUCCAGUUUUGUUAUGCGACAACUGCGAAAAACCCGAGGAGCCUGUGGAAAAACGCUGCAAAGAUUGCUUGCAAUUCCUGUGCGCUGCAUGUGUCGAGUCUCACCAACGAUCACGCAAUACGAAGAACCACGUUCUACAGUCGAAAGACGAAUUGAAAAACAACGAACCGGCGGAGAACGCGAGGGCUGUGAAGUGUAGUAAACAUCAUGAAGUCAUUAAAUAUUACUGCGACACGUGUAAGGAAACGACUUGUGUAUCUUGUACUAUCCUUGACCACAAACAACACAACCUCCUUUCGCUGGAAGAAAGCGCCUUGAAUGCUAAAGAAGAAGUUGAGAACCUUUUGGAAAAAGUUAACGAAAGGGUGGAAAUAAUCUCUGCAGGAAUGGAGGUAGCUGUAGCAGAAAGCCAAGAUAUAACUGCCAGAGAAGAGGCGUGCAAGACCCAGAUUGAAGCGUUUUUCGCACAACUGCAAGCGAAAAUUGAUGCUGAAAAGCAAAAGAUGCUAGCAUUGACCGCAUCGACUGCAGAAUACCGAAGGAAUCAAGUCGAAGCACCGAAGAAGAUACUGGACCUCAUGCUAUCCAUGUGCCAUGGUGCGAAUUUUGCAAAGCGUACCCUUGAAAACGGAAACGACGUUCAACUUUUGAACAUAAAGCCAACCAUCACACAGUAUCUGGUUAACUUAAAAAACAUGGAAGAUGAAUUCACCCCCAAAGUAGGAAACCCGGUUCGAUUUUUGAAAAGCGAAUCUUCAAUUGAGUUAUGUCUACAGUUAAUCAGAGACAUAUGUUCUGUCGAAGAGGUAGCUGUCUGCCCUGAAAAGUGCGAAGCGAAGUUUCUAGAUCCGACGCUUAAAGUCGGCAAGAAAUCGGUGAUUGUUAUAACAUGCAAGGACAAGGACGGUUGGAUUAUAGGCUCGGGUUGUGAGAAAGAUCUAAUUCAGCCGACAUUCACUGGUAUGCAGGUACAAGAUACCGAAAUAUCGGAAAACCAAGAUGGCACUCAUGAGAUUUCAUUUGUGGUAAAUGAGCUAGGCACCCUCCAGUUUGAAGCGAAGAUCGAUGGCGUUGUGGCCCCAACUUGUUCUCUUGAAGCAGAAGUGAAAUGGGAGCUAAGCGAUGUUCAUGGCAGCGGGAAUUUAGUACGAAUGAACGGGCAAAUGGUCAACUGCAUGUCAGGAGAGGGUUAUGUGGGGAAGUAUUGUUUCAGGCUGGGGGAUACACUUUUGACGACAGGUAUUGUAAAACAUUUUAAGGAUAGUUUCUACAUUGCAUCCUUUGAAACACGGGGGGUGGGGGCAAUUGCCACAGUUGCAAGAACUUCCCAUCUUGUGGCCGAUUAAAAAGGUGGUUAAAGUUAGUUAAAAUUAGUGCGAAAAUUAACGAAUCAAAAUCGCGUAUUUUGGAGUUAACUACUAUUCAACUAGGAACUCUUGAUUUCAGGAACACAUCACUGGAAGGUCGAAGUCAGCCAUGUGGUAGAAGGCGCAGAAGAGUGUUUUCACGAUGCAGAAGGUCCAACAUUUGGAGUUGGUGUCAUUGAAGCUUGUGAUGAUUAUUCCGAGGCCAGUAUCGUGCAUGAAGUUACGAAGAACUGGGUUUACUCUGGACGGGCGAAAAAAAUUACCAAUGUCGUUUUGAAUCUUGAUAUGGAGAAAAAAUCUUUAGAAAUUUUGCCUGGAAGAAAAGGUUUGGUUGCUACGCCGAAGUCUAGGAAAGCGUUUCAUGUGAAGGCUGAUGUGGUGUUUCCGUUUUUCUCUGUGAACUGCCCGCACUGCAGUCUUAUUGUACAUAUUCUAAAAUGA
Molecule: messenger RNA, 2887 nt
Organism: Paramuricea clavata
Lineage: Eukaryota; Metazoa; Cnidaria; Anthozoa; Malacalcyonacea; Plexauridae
Source: the annotation of a GenBank genome assembly